AUGCGGCGUCGGGUGUCGCCCCCUGGCGGCGGUCGGGGUCGUCACGUGCGGGUCCGGGCCCGGGCCCGGCCGGCGCUGCUGCUCCCCCUGGCGGCGCUGGGCGGUUGGGCGCUGCUGGGCCCGGGGGGUUGGGCGGAGGAGCUGCUGGCGCUCCCGGGGGUGCCGGCGCCGUGCGGCCGGCGGGGGGCGCCCUUCCUGCUGGUGCUGGUGAGCAGCGCCCCGGCCCACCGCGCGCGGCGCGAGGCCAUCCGGGCCACGUGGGGGUCGCGGCGGCGGGCGCGCGGGCGGCGCGUGCGCACGCUCUUCCUGCUGGGGCGCGAGGGCGCGGCCGAGGCCCUGGCGCGGCGCGACGUGGUGGCCGCCGACUUCCGCGACGCCUACCGCAACCUGACGCGCAAGACGCUGAGCGGGCUGGCCUGGGCGGCCGCCCGCUGCCCCGGCGCCCGCUACGUCCUCAAGACGGACGACGACGUCUACGUCAACGUGGGGGGCCUCGUCGACGAGCUGCUCGCCCGGGAGGGCCUCCGCGGCGGCGACGGCGGCGACGGCGACGGCGACGACGACGGGGGCGACGACCGCCGGGACUCCCGGGACGCCUCUCGCGACGACGGCGGAGAUGGCGGCGACGUCUCUCGGCUCCGCGACGCCCCUCGCGGCGACCCCUUCGCGCCUCGCGGCGACGACGGCCGCCGGGACUCCCGGGACGCCUCUCGCGACGACGACGGAGAUGGCGGCGACCCCUUCGCGCCUCGCGGCGACCCCUUCGCGCCUCGCGGCGACGACGGCCGCCGGGACUCCCGGGACGCCUCUCGCGACGACGACGGAGAUGGCGGCGACCCCUUCGCCCCUCGCGGCGACCCCUUCGCGCCUCGCGGCGACGACGGCCGCCGGGACUCCCCGGACGCCUCUCGCGACGACGACGACGGCGGCGACGUCCCUCGGCCCGGCGACGCCCCUCGCGGCGACCCCUCGGCGCCUCGCGGCGACGCCCCCGGCCGCAACGACGACGGAGAGGGCCGCGGCGCCCCCCGGGGCGACGACCCUCUCACGCCCGGCGCCGACCGCCGGCGCGCCCCCCGGGGGGCGGCCGGGCGCCCCCCGCUCUACCUGGGCCGCGUGCACUGGCGCGUGUGGCCGUCGCGCGAGGCGGGCGGGCGGCACGAGGUGUCGGAGGCCCUGUACCCGCCGGGCCUGGGCCCCUUCCCGCCCUACGCCUCGGGCACGGGCUACGUCCUGUCGGCGGCGGCCGUGCGCCUGGUGCUGGCCGGGGCGGGCGCGGUGCCCCCGCUGCCCCUGGAGGACGUGUUCGUGGGGCUGAGCGCCCGGCGCGGCGGCCUGGCCCCCGCCCACUGCCCGCGCCUGGCCGGGGCCGCCCACUUCCCGCCGGACCGCUGCUGCCACGGCCGCGUGCUGCUCACCGUCCACCGCGUGGGGCCCGGCGAGAUGGCCCGCGUCUGGGACCUGGUGCGGGGGCCGGGGCCGCUCUGCUCCCCGCUGCAGGCCGCCCUGGGGCUGCUGCGCUGCCGGGCGCUGGCCUGGCUGCGCGGCUGACCCCGGCGCCCCGGCUCCGCCGCCCGCCUGCCGCGGGGCCCCUCUCGGCCCAGGGGGGAUGGAGUCCGCGCCCUUCCGUCCGCCCCGGCGUCGGGGGCCCCGUCGGGGCCUCGUCCGUCCGACGGGGACGCCGGCCCGCCGGCCCCUCGGAUUCGAUCGCGUCUUCCGGGGGCCGGGCGCCACGUGAAGCGCUUAACGGCUGCCGGCGGCGGCGGUGUCGUCUUUUCGAUGGCCGUCGGGGGACGCCGGACGGAGGGGCGAGCGGGAGGGAGGAG
Molecule: messenger RNA, 1826 nt
Organism: Ornithorhynchus anatinus (platypus)
Lineage: Eukaryota; Metazoa; Chordata; Mammalia; Monotremata; Ornithorhynchidae
Gene: B3GALT4
Product: beta-1,3-galactosyltransferase 4
Exons: 2
Coding region: 1-1551 (516 amino acids)
Cellular component (GO): membrane
Molecular function (GO): N-acetyl-beta-D-glucosaminide beta-(1,3)-galactosyltransferase activity
Source: RefSeq, a predicted model, not a curated record